GACAGGAGAGUUUGUUUGUUAUGCUGUUCAUGAGCAACUGUGUCUGUGGUGGCAGGGAAACUAGAUACAACAACAAUGCAGUACAGUACAGUACGGGGUAGAUCUAGAGAGGGAGCUAGCAGCACUUGAGAAAUUCACUCGUACUACAAAUUUGUAUAUAAUUCAAAUCUAAAAAUGGAAAAAUGAAAAAGGUGGUACAAUGCGAGUGGGUGGGGUGUGGCAAGCGACCACGUACCGACCGACCAUCUCGCACAAUCCCCAAUACUUGAAAAUAAAAGAAAUACUAUAACCCCUGGCCUGGAGUGAGUUGGUGGAUUGCAUAUUUGUGUUUCAAGGCUGUGCCUGUCUGUCUCCCUGUCUCCCUGUCUCUCUUUCCGUUGCCUUGGGAAGAAAAUUGAUGGAUGUGGCCCUCUCUGGAGGCACUUGUACCUACUACGUGGACAGACAGACAUACACUAUUCAAAGCAUGCAAUUUGAAUUAAUUUACAUUUUAGAAUUACAAUAGCGUUCAUGUUUCUGUCUACCCACUACGCUGUUCAAAAAUUUCCCCGAUUCUAAAAUCUUUUUCAUGUCCCCUACAGACAGCAAUUGAGCUUCUUUCACCCGCCACAAUGUUCUUCUCUGUAGCCUGGAUUUGGGCACCAUUAUGUGCGCUCACAUUAUAUCUCCACCUUCACAGUCUGCUGGUUAGAAAGAAGAAGAAGAAGAAGAAGAAGCAGCAGUGGCCUCCGAGUCCGAGAGGGGGGCUUCCCAUUCUAGGACAUCUGCACCUCCUGUUGAGGAAGAAUCCCCAUCACGUCUUGUGCGAUCUUGCUCGGAAACAUGGCCCCAUCAUGGGCCUGCGCUUGGGGUUCGUGCCUGCAGUGGUUGUGUCAUCGCCGGCUGCAGCCGAGCUCGUCCUCAGGACGCAUGAUCGCGUCUUCGCCAACAGGCCCAGUCAGCAGGCCGUCAAAUUUGUAGGGUACGGGCAGAGGGGCGUCGUCUUCAGUCCUUACGGGCCGUACCUGCGCAGCAUGCGGAAGCUCAUAGCGAGCAGCCUCAGGAUGAGCCAAUCCGGGGCCGGGGCCACGAAUACGAAUACGAACACGAACAAGAUGGAAGCUGAGCUGGGGCUGCUCGUUGAGUCGCUAAAACAGGCCGCCCGCAGGCGAGAGAAGGUGGAUCUUGGCAUCAGGAUAUUCAGCCUGACCCGCGAUGUCAUUUGCCGGAUGGUGUUUGGGAGGAAGUCCGUGAGCAAUCUGGAUGAGGAGGGUUUCAAAUUGGUGAUAUCGGAAGCAUUGGAGCUCGCUGCCAAGUUCAACGCCGCAGACUACUAUCCCUCCUUCGUUGGCUCGCUGGAUCUCCAGAGGAUGAACCGUAGGAUGAAGCGGCUGAUCGACAUCUUUGACGGGCUUUUAGAAGGAGUUGUGGAAGACCACGUUCGAAUUCGAAAGAUGCAUCAGGAGCAGGAGCAGGAGCAGGAUUUUGUGGAUAUAAUGUUGGGUGUAAUGGAGUCUGGAAAGGCUGUGUUUCCAUUCGAUCGGCGUCACGUCAAGGCCGUGGCGCUGGACCUGAUGAUAGCAGGAACGGAUGCUCCAGCGUCGGCGAUUGAAUGGGGGCUAACAGAGCUCAUAAGGCAUCCGCAAGCCAUGCAGAAGCUUCAAGAAGAGUUGGCAUCAGUGGUGGGAAUGGGGACGGAUGAGAGUAGGGUGAAGGAGUGGCAUCUGGACAGACUGGAGUACCUCAACUGCGUGGUGAAGGAAACACUUCGCCUCCACCCGCCGGUGCCGAUGCUGGUUCCCCACGAGGCCAUGGAAGACUGCGUGCUGGACGGGUUCCACAUCCCCAGGAAAUCCAGAGUGCUGGUGAACGCCUGGGCUAUAGGGCGAGACCCCGAUGCGUGGCAAGACCCGGACCCGCUGAGAUUCUCCCCGGAGAGGUUUGCCGGUGCAGCAGCAGAGUUCAUGGGAGGGGAUCACUUCCGGCUGCUGGCAUUCGGGUUCGGGAGAAGAAGCUGCCCGGGGAUGCAGUUGGGGCUGAGGAUGGUGAAGUUGGGGUUGGCCCAGCUGGUGCACUGCUUCCGCUGGGAGCUUCCAGAUGGAAUGCAGCCCCGUGAGUUGGACAUGACCGAGCAUUUUGGCAUCGGGACUUGUAAAGCAGAGCAUCUCAUGGCCAUCCCUGUUUAUCGUUUGCUUAAGUAG
This is a messenger RNA of Andrographis paniculata, 2180 nucleotides long. Its product is annotated as cytochrome P450 71AU50-like. The record is from RefSeq and is a predicted model, not a curated record. Lineage: Eukaryota; Viridiplantae; Streptophyta; Magnoliopsida; Lamiales; Acanthaceae. Bases 612 to 2180 code for a protein of 522 amino acids. Gene Ontology annotation, molecular function: oxidoreductase activity, acting on paired donors, with incorporation or reduction of molecular oxygen; iron ion binding; monooxygenase activity. The transcript is spliced from 2 exons.